Aspergillus thermomutatus is the source of this 570-nucleotide messenger RNA. RefSeq lists its product as uncharacterized. The transcript has 2 exons. The coding region runs from base 1 to 570 and encodes 189 amino acids. The record is from RefSeq and is a predicted model, not a curated record. NCBI's taxonomy places the organism in Eukaryota, Fungi, Ascomycota, Eurotiomycetes, Eurotiales, Aspergillaceae.
AUGCUGGGUCUUGAUUACUGCGAUUAUCUCCAACCGUUCGACGAAUUCUCAACCCAGUACCUAAACUCCACCAAACACCUCUGCUUACGGGUUUUGACUGCAAUUCGGGACAGCGAAGAUAAGACUCCCAAAGAGCUGGCCGAGAUUGCGGAAUACAAACAAGCAAAAAAUCGUGUAUACCAGGGACAAUACCAGAAAGCUUUGCGACAAAACCCGACUCCAGAAUUCCGGGCGAGAAAUAAUAGGAACAACCUCAAGCAGAAAGAGCCGACACGAGCAAGACGGAAAGCAGCAGUGGCCGCCAAGCUCUACCGACGACGAUCGGCCUUCCGCAACCUCAACGGGAAGGUAGACUUUGCCGUGUGGUACGAGGGGGACAGGAAUGGCAUGGGGACCAAUCUCAUUGCCGUGGAGGCAAAGCGGCGUGGGGAUGCCAAAAAAGGCAUACCCCAGUGCCUUUCCGAAAUGCCCUGUACGGGCAAGGACUUGUCCACCUUCUUAUUACCGGACAAUCAACAAGUUGUUGUCUUUGCGUCUCGGAUCAAGGAUGCGGAAUGGCUUGAGAGUUGA